This is a messenger RNA of Heterobasidion irregulare TC 32-1, 1419 nucleotides long. RefSeq lists its product as uncharacterized. The transcript has 11 exons. Gene Ontology annotation, biological process: transport. Lineage: Eukaryota; Fungi; Basidiomycota; Agaricomycetes; Russulales; Bondarzewiaceae. The annotation marks the transcript as partial. The record is from RefSeq and is a predicted model, not a curated record. Gene Ontology annotation, molecular function: transporter activity.
CACCAUGUGGGAUGGAUUAUAUGCGGCUUCUUCACCAUCGUUUCAAGCAUCACGUCCUUCUGGCUCAUCAACAAGCAUCUCCAGUGGUACACAAAUAAGCAUGAACAGCGCCACAUCGUCCGCAUCUUGUUUAUGGUGCCCAUAUAUGCAGUGAUCAGCUUGGCAUCGUACCUUUUUUGGGAUAAUUCUACCCCGCUACUUCUUAUCCGUGACUGUUACGAAUCGGUCGUCCUCACAGCUUUCUUCUACCUUCUAUUGACCUACCUUUCCCCGAAUAUCGAGGAGCAGAAGGAUAUAUUUCGCAAGGAAGGACUGUCUCGCGAGCAUGACAUGGAGUUGAUGGCACGUGGAGAAAAGCCAGGCAAAUGGGCCUUUCCGCUGUUCUUCGUUAGAUGGAAGCCGCAGGAUGGAUUAUACUUCCUGCAACUUAUGAAGUGGGGCGUCCUGCAAUAUUGUGUUAUCAGGCCGACGACCACCCUCGCUGCGGUGGUACUGAAUUAUGCUGGCCUCUAUUGCGAGGAAUCCUGGUCACCUGCCUGGGGACAUGUAUAUAUCUCCGCUCUUAUCUCCGCCAGUGUUUCAAUUGCCAUGUAUUGUCUCCUUCAGCUCUAUUUCUGCGUGUCGAAGCAGCUUUCGCCUCAGAGGCCAGUUCUGAAAUUGUUCGCUGUCAAGGCUGUUGUGUUCCUCACUUUCUGGCAAGCUUCUGCGUUAUCUCUCCUCUCUAUGAUAGGAGUCGUCAAAGAUACUCCAUAUAUGACCGCGGAAGAUAUAAAUAUCGGUUGGGGCGCUCUUCUUGAGACCCUGGAGAUGAUGAUCUUUGCAUUUGUUCACAUACGUGCUUUCAGCUAUAUGCCUUACCGCUCAGAUACCGAGCAAACCCCACGUCUGCGCGCACUGAGACAUGCGAUGGACUUCAGGGAGACUUUCCGCGAGUUGACAAACGGAUGCGUCUACAUCUGGCACCGAAUGCGCGGGAUUGAAACGGACACGAGGGCAAGACGCGAGGCUGUGUUGGAGGGCGCAUUUGGUCAAUCCAGGACACAGGUCUGGCGUGCCCGUGAUAAGGAGAAGGACACGAUCGGGGUGGAAGUCGACGUGGAAGUGGAUCGACUGGUCAUGGUCGAAGGGGAAAGGCAGUGGUUGGGUAUCGGGGACAAUUACGGGUAUGGGUUAAUGAGGCGAGAAAGAAGCGACGGUUUAGAAGAGCAGAUUGACAAAGAACUGUCGAAAAGAGGAUAUGCGAAGCCAGGACACCGAUCACAAGAAGACCCGGGAGACCCGGGAGAAGGGCAUGCUCGUGGCCGUCGUUCAUGGUGGCGCAGCGUUUACGAUCGUGUCUCUCAAUCUGGUCCAGACCACGAUAAUACAAGGUUCACGCCCAUUCCCAAACGGAAUCGAAGUCGGUUGCAGCGUAUCUCA